AGUAGAGACCGGUGUAGUCAAUUUCCCUUAACUAUUACGGAGUAAAUGGUUUUCAUUUUUCAACAAACAAAAAUAUGGCGGAGACUCCUAGGGAGAGAGAGACCCAAUAACUAUGGUUUCCCUUUAAACUGGGAAAUCGAUUGAUUUUUAGUUUAGUUUUUGGUGAAACAUUGGACAUCCAACAGCAAUGGCUGCCACCAGCCUCUCCCUGCUUCUCUCUUCAACCACCCAAAACCAACCAGAACCCAACCCCAAACACCCUUCUAGAUCUGGGUCAUUCAGACUUUGCAAAAACAUGAAGGAAGUCAAGCAAUUACAUGCUCAGAUUACAAAAAAGGGCCUCAGCAACAGCCACAAUACUGGUAUCACCAAGGUAAUAUCUUCGUCUGCCGAAAUAGCAACUCCCGAAAGCUUAAAAUAUGCGAAAAAGGCCUAUGAGUUAUACGAAAAUGAUGUAACUAGUACAGUUUCACUUUACAUGCUCCAUUCUUUGAUCAAAGGGUACUCUGCUUCUGGAUUUGUUGAUGAAGCUAUCUUGCUUUAUGCACAAAUGUUCAGAAAAGGUCUAACCCCAAAUCACCAUACCUUUCAAUUCCUUCUAAAUGGCUGCGCAAAGGAAGCAUUGUUUCUUGAGGGAAUUCAGCUUCAUGGGUCCGUUUUGAAAUUGGGUUUAGGGGGUGAUUUGUUUAUACAGAACUGCCUGAUUCAAUUUUAUGCCGAUUGUGGGGAGAUUGGGUUUGGGAAGAAGGUGUUUGACGAAAUGUCUGAGAGAGAUGUCGGGUCAUGGACUUGCUUGAUUUGUGGUUGCGCUCGGAGGGACAGGCCUGAAGAGGCUGUUUUUUUGUUUUUUGAGAUGGUUGAGGUGGGUAUUAAGCCCAAUUCAGUUACCAUGGUGAGUGCAAUAUCGGCCUGUGCAAAGUUGAGGGACUUGGAUUUGGGUGAGAGGGUAAGUGCUUAUAUGAGCAAGACAGGGCUCACGGUCAAUACUUUUGUAGUAAAUGCCCUUAUUGAUAUGUACACGAAAUGUGGAGCCCCGGGUAGAGCAAAACAGCUUUUCAAGGAAUGUGUUGAUAAAAACAUGGAAGAAGUCAAGCAAUUUCAUGCUCAGAUUCCAAGAAAAGGCCUCAAUCACACCCGCCCUACUGCGAUAACCAAGCUGAUAUCUUCGUGUGCCGAAAUAGCCACUCCUGAAAGCUUAGAAUACGCGAAAAAGGCAUAUGAGUUGUAUGAAAAUGAUGUAAGUAGUUCAGUUUCACUUUACAUGCUCAAUACUUUGAUCAAAGGGUACUCUGCUGCUGGAUUGGUUGAUGCAGCUAUCUUGAUUUAUGCUCAAAUGGUUGGCAAAGGUCUAACCCCAGAUCACUAUACCUUUCAAUUUGUUCUAAAUGGCUGUGCAAAUGCAGCUUUUUUUCGGGAGGGGAUUCAGCUUCAUGGGUCAGUUUUGAAGUUGGGUUUAGGGGGAGAUUUGUUUAUACAGAACUGCCUGGUUCAUUUUUAUGCCCAGUGUAGGGAGAUUGAUUUUGCGAAGAAGGUGUUCAAGGAAAUGUCUGAGAGAGAUGUUGGGUCGUGGACUUGUUUGAUUUGUGGUUGCGCUCAGAGGGACAGGCCUGAAGAGGCUGUUUCUUUGUUUUUGGAGAUGGUUGAGGCUGGUAUUAAGCCCAAUUCAGUUACCAUGGUGUGUGCGGUAUCGGCCUGUGCAAAGUUGAAGGACUUGGAUUUGGGUGAGAGGGUAAGUGCUUAUAUUAGCAAGACAGGGCUCACGGUCAGUACUUUUUUGGUGAAUGCCCUUAUUGAUGUGUACAGGAAAUAUGGAGCCUCAGAUAGAGCAAAACUGCUUUUCGAGGAAUGUGUUGAUAAAAACUUGGAAGAAGUCAAGCAAUUUGAUGCUCAAAUUACAAGAAAAGGCCUCAAUCACACUUGCCCUACUGCAAUAACCAAGAUAAUAUCAUCGUGUGCCAAAAUAGCCACUCCCGAAAGCUUAGAAUACGCGAAAAAGACCUAUGAGUUGUAUGAAUAUGAUGUAAGUAGUUCAGUUUCACUUUACAUGCUUAAUUCUUUGAUCAAAGGGUACUCUGCUGCUGCAUUGGUUGAUGCAGCUAUCAUGAUUUAUGCACAAAUGGUUGGAAAAGGUAUAACCCCAGAUGACUGUACCUUUCAAUUCGUUCUAAAUUGCUGUGCAAAGGCAGCAUUUUUUCGGGAAGGGAUUCAGCUUCAUGGGUCAAUUUUGAAGUUGGGUUUAGGGGGAGAUCUGUUUAUACAGAACUGCCUGGUUCAUUUUUAUGCAGAGUGUGGGGAGAUUGAUUUUGGGAAGAAGGUGUUCGAGAAAAUGUCUGAGAGAGAUGUCGUGUCGUGGACUUGUUUGAUUCAUGGUUGUGCGCGGAGGGACAUGCCUGAAGAGGCUGUUUCUUUGUUUUUUGAGAUGGUUGAGGCAGGUAUUAAGCCUGAUUCGGUUACCAUGGUGGGUGCAAUAGUGGCCUGUGCAAAGUUGAAGGACUUGGAUUUGGGUGAGAGGGUAAUUGCUUAUAUAAGGGAGGCGGGGCUCAUGACCGAUACUUUCGUGGGGAAUGCCCUUCUUGAUAUGUACAUGACAUGCGGAGCCACUGAUUCGGCUUGGGAAUUAUUCAAUAAGAUGCCGGAGACCGAUGUUGUGACAUGGAGCACCAUGAUAAAGGGAUUGGUGCAUGGGAGAUUAUUUGAAGACGCGAUAGAACUUUUCAGAGUAAUGCAGAAUGAAGGAGUGAAAGCAAACAAGGUGACAAUGACGAUUAUUGCUUCUGCCUGUGGGUACUUAGGAGAUCUUGAUCUCGCAAAGUGGAUCUACCAUUAUAUUGAAAAUCAGGGGAUCCAGCGCGACUUGAAGCUUAACAAAGCCCUUGCUGGCAUGUUCCAUAGUUGUGGCAAUACUGAAAGCGCAAUGCUAGUGUUUGACAAUAUAAAUAGCAUAGACGUUUCAUCUUGGACCCGAGAAAUGAAGAUUUUGAAUGAGAUUCCCAGGCGGUCAAUUGACCAAGAUGAUACGAGUUCGAAGUAUUGGCUAGCGCACAAGCUGGAGAGCAUAUACCAUGGCUUCAGCAACGCUAGGCCAGGUUGCGAGUCAAAAACCAAUCUUGGGGCAGCGCAGCGCUGCAAACCCCUUGCAGUAUUCCAGGUUAUUGGGUUUGCUAGGGACGGAACCAGGAUUUCAUAUACAAAAGGGCUACUACAUGACCCACCCAUGGAUUGCCUCAGUGGAAACAUUGGACACCCAACAUCAAUGGCUGCCACCAGCUUCUCCCCGCUUCUCACGCUAACCACCCAAAGCCAACCAAAACACAAAACCAAACACCCUUCUAGAACUGGGUCAUUCAGACAAUGCAAAAACAUGAAAGAAGUCAAGCAAUUACAUGCUCAGGUUACCAAAAAAGGCCUCAGUAACAGCCGCACCUCUGGUAUCACCAAGCUAAUAGCUUUGUGUAUAGAAAUAGCCACCCCUGAUAGCUUGGAAUACGCGAAAAAGGCCUACGAGUUAUUCGAAGGCGAUGCGAGCAAUAGAGUUUCACUUCACAUGCUCAAUUCAUUGAUCAGACGGUACUCUGCUGCUGGUUUUUGUGAUGAAGCUAUCUUGCUUUAUGCACACAUGGUUGAAAGAGGUGUAAACCCUGACCACUACACCUUUCCAUUUGUACUGAGUGGGUGCACGAAAGGUGCAGCCUUUCUUGAGGGGAUUCAGCUUCAUGGGUCAGUGGUGAAGUUGGGUUUGGAGGGAGAUUUGUUUAUACAGAACUGCCUGAUCCAUCUUUAUGCAGAGUGUGGGGAGAUAGAUCUUGGGAAGAAGGUGUUCGACAAAAUGUCUGAGAGAAACGUCGUGUCGUGGACUAGCUUGAUUUGUGGUUGCACUCGGAGGGACAGGCAUGAAGAGGCUGUUUCUUUGUUUUUUGAGAUGAUCAAGGCGGGUAUUAAGCACAAUUCGGUUACCCUGGUAUGUGCGAUAUCUGCGUGUGCGAAGUUGAGGGACUUGGAUUUGGGUAAGAGGAUAUGUGCUUGUAUAGGCCAGCAGGGGCUUAAUAAUACAGUGUUAGUGAAUGCACUUAUUGAUAUGUACAUGAAAUGUGGAGCCAUGGAUAGAGCUAAAAGCCUUUUUGAUGAAUGCAUUGAUAAAAACUUGGUUUUGUACAACAUGAUACUGUCGAAUUAUGUGCAUCAGGGGAUGGAAAGCGAAGCUUUUGCUAUAUUGGUUGAAAUGCUUCAACAAGGACUGCAGCCAGAUAGGGUUACAAUGUUAUCUGCACUCUCAGCAUCUGGACAGUCAGGUGAUUUUGCCUUUGGACGGCAGUGCCAUUGUUAUGCUAUGAGGAAUGGAUUAGAAGGUUGGGAAAGUGUUAGUAAUGCCAUUAUCGACAUGUAUGCAAAUUGCGGGAGACAAGACUUGGCUUGCAGAGUUUUUGAUCGGAUGUCUAACAAAUCGGUGGUCUCAUGGAACUCCUUGAUCGUUGGUUUUGUUAGAAACGGUGAUGUAGACUCAGCUUGGGGAUUAUUCAAUCAAAUGCCGGAGACUGAUCUUGUGACUUGGAAUACCAUGAUGGGUGCUUUAGUGCAAGAGAGCUUAUUUGAGGACACGAUUGAACUUUUCAGAGUAAUGCAGAGUGAAGGUAUAAAAGCAGAUAAGGUGACGAUGGUAAGUGUUGCUUCUGCAUGCGGAUACUUGGGAGCUCUUGAUCUUGCAAAGUGGACCUACAGUUACAUAGAAAAGUUUGGAAUUCAUCGCGAUUUGAAGCUUGACACAGCCCUUGUUGACAUGUUUGCUAGGUGUGGCAAUACUAAAAGUGCAAUGCUAGUUUUCAACAAGAUACAGAACAGAGACGUUUCAGCUUGGACAUCAGCAAUUGGAGCCAUGGCCAUGGAAGGAAACGGGAUCCGAGCAUUGAAGAUUUUCAAUGAGAUGACAAAUCAAGGGGUGAAACCCGAUGCAGUAGUGUUUGUAGCAGUUCUAACCGCAUGCAGCCAUGGAGGGUUGGUGGAGCAAGGCAUGCAAAUUUUCCGCUCCAUGAAGGAAAGUUACGGAAUUACCCCACAAAUCGUUCAUUAUGGCUGUAUUGUAGAUUUGCUUGGUCGAGCUGGGUUGUUAAGUGAUGCGCUUGAUCUGAUAAAUGGAAUGCCAAUGGAACCUAACAAAGUGGUGUGGGGAGCACUUUUGGCCGCAUGCAGAACACAAAAAGAUACCCAUAUGGCAACAUAUGUAGCUGAGAUGAUGAAUGAAUCGGCUCAGGAAAGGAGUGGAACCCAUGUGCUUUUAUCAAACAUAUACGCAUCUGCUGGAAAAUGGACCGAUGUUGCUAGAGUAAGGCUACAAAUGAAGGAAAAGGGACUAUUAAAAGUUCCUGGAUCAAGCUCAAUUGAGAUAGACGGAGUUAUUCAUGAAUUCACCUCCAGUGAUGAAUCGCACCCAGAAAUGACCCACAUUUCCCUAAUGGUUCGUGAAAUGAGUAGUAGAAUCGGAGAUUCUGGGUAUUUUCCGGAUCUCACCAAUGUUUUACUGGAUGUUGAUGACAAGGAGAAAGAGUUCUUGCUCAGUCGACACAGUGAGAAGCUGGCUACAGCUUUCGGGCUUAUUAGUACCAGUCCCGGAACACCUAUUCGUGUAGUUAAGAAUCUCCGAAUGUGCUCUGAUUGUCAUUCAGUCAUAAAGUUGGUGUCGAAAACAUAUGGGAGGGAAAUUGUUGUUCGGGACAACAAUCGCUUUCACUUUUUCCGGCAAGGAUUUUGUUCUUGUAAUGAUUUUUGGUGAAUCGAAAGAGACAUCCACAUUCUUUAGAAA
Molecule: messenger RNA, 5794 nt
Organism: Rhododendron vialii
Lineage: Eukaryota; Viridiplantae; Streptophyta; Magnoliopsida; Ericales; Ericaceae
Exons: 4
Coding region: 188-5764 (1858 amino acids)
Biological process (GO): RNA modification
Molecular function (GO): protein binding; zinc ion binding; RNA binding
Source: RefSeq, a predicted model, not a curated record